CCCGGCCGGAGGCCGCCGGUCGCUCUGCCGCGAGUUCAGCGCGCUGACACGGGAGCCGUUUCACGUUUUCCCGUGGGCAGCUCCCAGCGCGCUGCGGCCCGACGGCGCGCCCGCCUCGGCAUGUCCCCCGCGCUGGCGGCGGCCUGGGCGGGCGGGAGCGGCGGAGGGCGGUGUCCCCGGGGCGGGCUGGCCGGCUCGGGCCUGCUGGUCGGCGACCGCCGGUGUGCGGGGCGGAGGCGGGGUGCUAGGCGUCGGGAACGUCAGUGCACGGCGGUGUUUCUCGGUUUGGUCUGUCAUGCGGUCCUUUGGCCUGGAGGAGUUUGGGAGUCUGGAAACCUCUUUUUUCUCGUGGACGGUUAAGGAUUGUUUGGCUGCAGUGGCCAAGGAAUUUCCUGAGAUGCUUUUCUUUGGUUCUGAUGCUCUUCAGAACGUUUGGAGGAGGAUUUUGUUCUGUCGAUUGUUACACGUACAACCCUACUAUUUUCUGUUUGGGGCAUUUGAAGCCUGGUGGAAUACUGCAAUGGCAGCUCAGAUGACUGACGCUCAUCGACGGUUCUUGCAGGUCCUGAUGUCUCAUGGGAUAAUGGAAGGAUCAGAAGCUAGGAAAUUACACAGGCGCUGCUGUGAAAUCCAUAAAGUCUACUACGCGCAUGAUAAACUGGAUGAUUUCAUCAGUACCAUUAACAGCCAUCUACAGCCUUUGUUUAUGCAGAUCCGGAAAGGAAUGUCAGAAGGUGAUGGGAGAGCACAUUAUGCUUUAGUGAAUUUGGCAGAAACUGAAAUAACUAAAAUGGCAUCAGACUAUACAGAAAAUGAACUAGAAUUGUUCAGAAAAACAAUGGACCUAAUCAUCUUAUCAGAAAAUGGCUUUGCCUCUUCUACAGAUAUUUUAAACUUGACUGACCAACUGAAGACAAAGAAAAUGAAGAAAAAGGAAGCGGAACAAGUGCUGAAAGUUUUUGUGGAGGAUAAGUGGCUCUCUGAGAGAAAUGGAGAAUAUACUCUGCAUACUCGCUGCAUAAUUGAGAUGGAACAAUACAUUCUCAGCAACUACCAAGAUGUGGCAAGGAAGUGUAACAUCUGUCACAGCCUUGCCAUCCAGAGCCAAAUAUGUGAAUCCUGUGGAAUUGGAAUGCAUUUACCUUGUGUCAGAAAGUACUUCAGAGCUCAGACUGAACCACGCUGUCCGCAGUGUAAUGAUUUCUGGUCUUGUGACAUUCCAGGUAUGAAUCGGAUAGACUCCCAGUCACCAUCAAAAAGGGAGAGCAGAGAAGAGCUUCAUUCUUGGCACUAGACGAUGCUAGUAAAACUCGCUUUCAGUGAAAACUUUUUUCCCCACUCGCAGAAUAGCCGGACUGUAUUGUAUUCAUUAGUAACAGUGCAUUGUUCAGUGUACUUACUUUUUCCUGAAGUUUUACGGAUUUUACAAUAAAACGAACAUCCUGAA
Molecule: messenger RNA, 1447 nt
Organism: Aquila chrysaetos chrysaetos
Lineage: Eukaryota; Metazoa; Chordata; Aves; Accipitriformes; Accipitridae
Gene: NSMCE1
Product: NSE1 homolog, SMC5-SMC6 complex component
Biological process (GO): double-strand break repair via homologous recombination; DNA damage tolerance
Cellular component (GO): Smc5-Smc6 complex; nucleus
Molecular function (GO): ubiquitin-protein transferase activity
Source: RefSeq, a predicted model, not a curated record